AUGACCCUCCGCCCAGCAGCAGACUACAUCGCCCUUGCUCCUCUCUCCGGCGGCAAUGGCACCAGCCUGACCGCAUCGCGUGCCGCCUCCCAUACCCUCGCGUAUCUUCUACGGCGGCGCGUUCUGUAUGUCGUGUUGUUCGGGAGCGCCCUCCUCUCCCUCUUCGUCAUCCUCCGCGGCGCACUGCACGAAAUCGACAUGGACAUCGAUCUUGACGAAGACCUCCUCGAUAUCGAUCUCAUGGACCUACUCCCGCCGAAUACGUUCGAGUCGCUCCGUACUGCAUACCUACCCUUCCGUGCUCCUCGGACACAGGUAUCGCAUAAUGUGACGCUGCUCCCCGUGCGUGAGCUUAGCGGAGAGUGUGUUGAGGCUUACUUCAGCGAGGGUGCACCCUGCGGUGUAUCAGGCGGGCAGCCAAAGCUCGAUUUUCUCUGGACUUGGGUCAAUGGCUCCGACCCGCUAGAGGAUCAGGCAAAGAAGGCCGCGCAGGCCGCAUUCGGUCCAACAGACCCCUGGAGACCCGCUGCGUCUGGCACGCAGGCUAGGAUGUACCGAGACCACGACGAGCUGCGACAUUCGUUGCGGUCUGUGCUCGCAAAUUUCCGGGGCUACGCAGGGCGUUUUUUCUUGCUCACCGCCGACUUUCCUUUACCGACAACAACGCCCAACUUGACACAGGCACUGCCGCCGGGCUGGCGCCUGGGCCAGAUUCCGCAGUGGCUGGACAUAGAAGCACGGACCGCGUGGGUAGACGGGGAUGUGGGUCUGCAAGUUGUGCACCACGCGCAGGUCUUUCAGCCAUAUUUAGGCACGAAUUUCAACAGCUUGGCGAUCGAGAGCCAACUUGGGCACGUUGAUGCCAUUUCGGACCACUUCCCCCUGAACCCACCUCGCAAAGAACGACGACCUGUACAUGAUGUCAGCCAUGAACCCUGCCAGCUUCUAUACCCCUGUGGCUCACCUGUUACAGCGUACGGCGUCGUGAUUUACCUCCAGUCAGACCUCAUGGUUGCGCCCACCCGUCCCAACGCGAAGACGCAGGGCGAGUGGCGUAGCAUGGGCGAGUCCAACUACAUACUCAGUGCGUUACUCUUCUUCGCCCCCUUCUCUCUUCUCACCGCCCUUUCCGUAGGCGAACGCUUCGGCCAACGGCAUCGGCCAUACGUCGUGCACGAAGCCAAGUCCGUGUCCCGGCCCCUGCUCGCUGAGGCUGCCGCGAUCUGGCCCACUGCUUUCGCGCGCUCCGCGACGCACGCGUUCCGCGAGACCGCGGGGCCCGGCACCCCGUCGGACGUGAACACGAUGUUCCUGCACGCGCACAUGCUUGUUGAGCGCGCGCGCGAGGCGCUGCUCUGGACGUGGGUUGUCGCGCACGUCGGCACGCUCGACGACGGCUGGGGCGACGCAGAGGCGCGGCAGGCGUGGGCAGAGCUCGGCGGCGCGUGGGACGUACCCGAAGGGGGCAAGCGCGAGGUGGAGGUGAGGGCGGGGCGCCGGACGACGCUGGAGCGCGAGCGCGUGAUGACCAUGCUCGCGCAGGCCGGCGUGCCUGAGGGCCUGGGCAAGACUGCGUAUGUCUUCUCUUCGUCCGACGGGUACGCGUACGCGACGCUCGGCACGAGGGGUCAGCAGAAGUGGCCUGCGUUCACGCCCGACGCGCCGGAGGACAAGCUGCCAAGUUGUCGCAUCAGCUUUAGGCAGUGUUUCCCGGGGCACAGCCGCGCGUCUGAGGUGUUCAAGCACAUUGCGUUCCGCGAGCUGCAAUGUGGCGACUGCAUCAUCUCUGCGCUCAUGCGCACAAGCGGCCCGCUUGGGCUCUCCACGUUCCUGCCCUCGCCCGACCGCGCCCUCGGGUCGCUCGCGGGCAAGCUGCCGUCCCUCCCUUUCGGCCUAUCCUUUCCUGGCGCCGGCUCUGCAUCGCCGGGCGACGAGCUCACAGUGGUCCCCCACCUGCCCCUUGUGGAUAAGUGGGAGAACGGUGCGUUUGCCCUGCGCGACGUGAUGGGAGCGACGGGCGAGCGGAACGUGCGCCGGUGGACUCUGUCGCUGCUGCAGCGAUAUCGCUACGUCAUCGCGACUACUCCCGCAAUUUUUGAGCGCCUGCAGUCCCCGCGCCAGGCGGCGAGCAUGCUCGCACGCGUCGACCGGAACAAGGAGGCCGCGCUGCUCUGUAUCAACGACGAUGUCGUUAGCGGCGACGCAGAGGUCGCAAAGACCUUCCGCGAGUGGCAGGACAAGCACUGGGGCACGCGGGCAAAGUGGGAGAAGUCAUAG
Molecule: messenger RNA, 2277 nt
Organism: Postia placenta MAD-698-R-SB12
Lineage: Eukaryota; Fungi; Basidiomycota; Agaricomycetes; Polyporales; Adustoporiaceae
Exons: 8
Coding region: 1-2277 (758 amino acids)
Biological process (GO): carbohydrate phosphorylation; N-glycan processing to lysosome
Cellular component (GO): Golgi apparatus
Molecular function (GO): UDP-N-acetylglucosamine-lysosomal-enzyme N-acetylglucosaminephosphotransferase activity
Source: RefSeq, a predicted model, not a curated record